Molecule: messenger RNA, 4210 nt
Organism: Mastomys coucha (southern multimammate mouse)
Lineage: Eukaryota; Metazoa; Chordata; Mammalia; Rodentia; Muridae
Gene: Glyctk
Product: glycerate kinase
Exons: 6
Coding region: 406-1977 (523 amino acids)
Biological process (GO): protein phosphorylation
Cellular component (GO): cytoplasm
Molecular function (GO): glycerate kinase activity
Source: RefSeq, a predicted model, not a curated record
UGACUAAGAGGUUUAGAUCUUUUCUUCCUUCCGUCCUUCCUCCCUUCCUUCCUAUCUUCUUUCCCUCCUAUGUUUUUUAAAAAUUAAAACAUGCAUUUAUUAUUUUGUUUGUUUUCAGAUAAGAUCUCACUAAGUAUCAGCCCUGACCGGCCUGGAAUUUGCUACGUUGAAAAGCUAGCCUCAAACUCGGUAUGAUUCCCCCAGUGUCUGUUUCCUAGGAUUACAGGUUUUCUGGCGGUCAGUGAGGCACGAAAGUUUAAACCUCUGCUCUCGGUCUCUAGGGAGACCUCAGACCAGCCACUUCCGGAUUAAUCCCCACCCACAGAGAGUCGACUUCCGGUCUCCGGCGCUAGGAGCAGCGGAAAGGCAGCUAUGGAGACAAGACAGUGCUGAGAGAAGCAGGGCAUGGCUUCGGCCCUCCAGGUCUUGCCCUGUCUCCUCCGAGCCCCAUACCGUCCACUCCUCUGGGGGCCCCCAGUGGCCCGGAUGACCAGUGGUAUGACCUUGGCUGAACAGGCGCGGCAACUGUUUGAUAGUGCGGUGGGCGCUGUGCAGCCAGGCCCCAUGCUGCAAAGGGCACUGUCCUUGGAUCCCAGUGGCAGACAGCUGAAGGUGCGGGACCGGACCUUUCAGCUCCGGGAAAACCUCUACCUAGUGGGCUUUGGCAAGGCUGUACUGGGCAUGGCAGCUGCAGCUGAGGAGUUACUGGGCCAGCAUCUCGUGCAGGGUGUUAUCAGCGUACCCAAGGGGAUCCAAGCUGCUAUGGAACAUGCCGGCAAGCAAGAGAUGCUGCUGAAGCCACACAGCCGCAUCCAGGUGUUUGAGGGUGCUGAGGACAACUUGCCGGACCGGGAUGCACUGCGGGCGGCACUGACCAUCCAGCAGCUGGCAGAGGGGCUCACUGCUGACGACCUGCUGCUUGUGCUCAUCUCAGGAGGGGGCUCAGCGCUGCUGCCUGCUCCUAUCCCACCUGUCACACUGGAGGAGAAACAGACACUCACCAAGCUGCUGGCAGCCCGAGGAGCCACAAUCCAGGAGCUGAACACCAUCCGCAAGGCCCUGUCGCAGCUGAAGGGUGGAGGGUUGGCUCAGGCCGCCUAUCCUGCUCAGGUGGUAAGCCUCAUCUUGUCAGAUGUGAUUGGGGACCCCUUGGAGGUGAUUGCCAGUGGCCCUACUGUGGCCAGUACCCACAGUGUGCAAGACUGCCUGCAUAUUCUUAACCAUUACGGUCUCCGUGCUGCUCUGCCCCGCUCCGUGAAGACCGUGCUUUCCCGAGCUGACUCUGACCCCCAUGGACCACAUACCUGUGGUCAUGUCCUCAAUGUGAUCAUCGGCUCUAACUCUCUGGCACUGGCUGAGGCUCAGAGGCAAGCCGAGGUACUGGGCUACCGGGCCAUGGUGUUGAGCACAGCCAUGCAAGGUGAUGUCAAAAGCGUGGCUCAGUUCUAUGGGCUGCUAGCCCGGGUGGCUGCAGCCCACCUCACUUCAUCCUCGACUGAGCAUCCCUUGGAGGAGGAGGCACAACUCCAUCAGCUGGCAGCUGAGCUUCAGCUCCCGGACAUGCAGCUGGAGGAGGCUCUGGAAGCUGUGGCAAGGGCUAAAGGUCCAGUCUGCCUCCUGGCUGGUGGGGAGCCCACAGUGCAGCUGCAGGGAUCUGGCAAGGGCGGUCGGAACCAAGAACUGGCCCUGCAUGUGGGAGUGGAGCUGGGAAGGCAGCCACUGGGGCCCACUGAUGUGCUAUUUUUGAGCGGAGGUACUGAUGGGCAGGAUGGACCUACAAAGGUGGCUGGGGCCUGGGUCAUGUCUGAUCUUGUCAGCCAGGCUUCUGCUGAAAGCCUGGACGUAGCCACCUUCCUCGCCAACAAUGACUCAUACACUUUCUUUUGCCACUUCCGGGGUGGAACCCAUUUGCUGCACACAGGGUUGACAGGGACCAAUGUUAUGGAUGUCCACCUCCUGAUUUUUCAUCCUCAGUGAUGGCAUAGCCCACUCACAAUUUGAGAGUAGAUAAGAGGCCUUCAAGGGCAGGGUCUCUUAGGACCCGCCUCCCACAGAUAUACUUCACGUUUGUUCCCCCAACUAGAUUAGAAGAUGGGGGCUGCUUUCCAUCCCUAGUUCCCAUCAUGUCAGCAGGUAACCCGAGGCCCAGAGCUUCUUGGCCAGUUCACACUUCUCAUUUUCUCCCUAGAAGCCUUUCUGCAGGUCCUCAGCCUGUUUCUUCCAUGGAGCAAAGGUUGGGAGACUGAAAAUAAAAAGCAUGCCGUGGGGGUCUCAGCUCAUCUUCCCUCAGUGACUCUUUCCAUAGCCCAGAUCCUCGGGGGGGGGGGGCUGCUGGGCAGGGCCAUGCGGUAUGGUCCCAGCAAUGGUGCCAGUACCUAGCACUCAGACUUUCUCAUGCCCUUUUCAGCUGGGUGCACACCCAGGGUCUGCUGAUGGAAAUCUGUGACGAUUGAAUCUGGCUCCUAGCAGCCUCAAUGUGGGUGAACAGGACAGGCUUAGAGUUGCCUAUUUAACAGUGACUCCCUGUGGCAGCCUGAACGUGGUUUCUCCUCUCCUGCUUUAGCCUGACUGGGUGAAAACAAUCUACUUACCACCAAGGAUCUUCCUUCUGUAUUUGGACCACUCUUAGUUUUCCUCCUCACCCUCUGGUUAUUAAGGGGUUUCUUCAGGCUGCAAGGCAUUGAACCUGUUCUCCUGUGUCCCCCUUUCCCAGGCUAACCAUGCCCUAUUUCAUUGAGGCUCCUCUGGGUACCCAGUUGGGGCCCUGGUGCGAGCAUUUCAGUGUGUGUCUCAAGCACUAGAUUGGAAGGUCAGAGCAGUGAAGGAGGUCAGCAGUCCCUUACCCUAUCCUAUCAUAGCUGGCAGAGGUGAGUCACUUGGCUUGGCCAGCAGCCACUGGCCUGGUUUGCCUUGAGCCCUCUUGUUCCACAUCAGAGCCCUCUGUUGGCUUUUCCUCACCGUGCGCCACGGCUCCAAUCCCUAUAUGAGUGAGCAAUAGAAUCACAUAGGAAUAAAAAGCCAUAGAGAACAGUGAGGCGUGGGGCAGCCCCUGUGGGCCCUUCUUCCAUCGUGAGGGUGUGAGGGGCUCUAGGUCAGAGCUGAUGUGUCCUGGGAAGGACCUCCCAUCUCCACUGGACUCUGGACAGUCUAGCUAGCAGUUGGGCCCUGGUUUGCAGACCCUGGCUCCUGUGUGUUCCUCAGACUGAGGAGGUAAGCAAGGUAAGCCAGCUCUGAGGACCAGAUAGGUUUAGGGAAGAGGAGUGGUUUGUACCAUUUUCUUUCCUUCUGUUCUUGUGCGCAGGGUCAGAGACUCUGGAGAUUUUGUCUUUACAUUGGUGUUCUGGUAUCCUCUGGGAGUGGCUCUGUCUCUGUGGCCUUGACCCUUGGGAAUGUAUUCCCACUGGACACUGAGUAGCAGGCAAGAGCUUUGAGAGAAGAGCUUUUCAGCUACCUCCUUAGUGUCUCUGUGUGGUGAACGCGCGAGCAGUGGACACUGGCGUCAGAAUGCGUCCGUAGUGUGCCCACUGGUGCUUUUCAGAGUGCUUUGCUCAUGGGGACUGCUGACGCCAUUGCCCGCGGAGGGCUUGGUGUAUAGGUGGAGUCUUGCUGGAGGCUCCCCUUGUCUGCCUUCCCUGUACCUGUGCUUUCAGCGUCUGAGGGCCGGGGUCUGAAUUGAGCCCCAUUAGAGCAAACAUUUUGUGGGCAUAACUUUCUGUAUUUGCUCACUUAUAAAUUUGGUCAGUCUAUAUGAUAAAAAUAUGCAAAUUUCUCACAGAGCUCAAUAAGGCUGUUUUUUUUUUCUCUAUCAAUAUCAAUUAUAUAGCCAGGCCUGGUACACCGGCCUGUCAUUCCAGGUAUGUGAGAGGCAGGAGGACAGAGUUCAUGGCUAGCCUGAAAGCCAGCCUAAGGCACUUAGGAGAGAUCCCAUUUUAAAGAGCCUUAAAAAGGGCCAGGCAGUGGUGGCACAAGCCUUUAAUCCCAGUGCUGGGGAGGUAAAAGCAAGCAGAUCUCUGAGAGUUUGAGGCUAGCCUGGUCUACAGAGUGAGUUUCAGGACAUCCAGGGCUACACAGAGAAACCCUCUCUCAACAACAACAACAACAACAGCAACAACAACAGACUGGGAAUGUGGUCAGUACUUACUAUUCUAGCAUGUAUGAAGCCCUGGGUUUAGUUCCCAGCACUGAAAAAUAAAAUAAAUGAAUGGCUAAA